Monomorium pharaonis (pharaoh ant) is the source of this 1431-nucleotide messenger RNA. RefSeq lists its product as uncharacterized. Lineage: Eukaryota; Metazoa; Arthropoda; Insecta; Hymenoptera; Formicidae. The record is from RefSeq and is a predicted model, not a curated record. The coding region runs from base 127 to 1095 and encodes 322 amino acids. The transcript has 4 exons.
AAUAGAUUUUUUCUACCAAAUUUUGUAUUACACUUUUACCAUACUAUGUUUAAUUAUUUUAUAUCGUUGUAUGCACUUUUGAUUUUUGAAUUAAUAAUAUUUAAUUUUAAAGUUUCUAACUUAUAGAUGAUUAUUUUAGUUUCUUAUGAUGAUGCAAGGAAGCGAUUAGUAGAUGCUGAAUUUACAUCUACUCUAAAAACUGAUGCAGAACAUAUACACAACCAGCGACCAAAACGAAAAUCGAGGAAAAAUAAAAUUAUUUCUGAUUCCUCAAAGUCUGAUAAUAAUGAAGAAACAGCACACGAUAAAAUUCCAGAACUUUCUAUGUUAAGAACGCUAACAAAAAAUAAUAAUACCUUACUGAAAAGACCUAUAAUCACUCCUUCCAAACCAUCAACAUCGACAAUUGUUAGUGCUUCAAAAUCUAUAAUCACUCCUUCCAAACCAUCAACAUCGAUAACUAUCGGUGCUUCAAAAUGUACAUCUGCUGCAAUUAACUCUCAAAAGUUUUCAGAAAAACCAGUUAAUUCUUCGCAAAAUAUAGUCAAAACUACAAUGAUUACUUCGGAGUUUGACGAAUCAAAUUUUUCUUGUCUCGUUUUAACAAAAUUAGUAAGCAUAGAAAAAUCUAUGAACUUACUUCUUCCGAUGCUCAAACAACUCUUUGCACAUUUUAAAUUAUCAAACAUAUCCCAUGUAAAAAAUGUUCCUGAAAUGCCAGUUGAUACCGAUGAGAAGUUGAAAAAUAUUGAACAAUUUUUAAAAAUAAGACAAAAUUUUGAAUAUUUAGUGAAUGUCUUAAAUAUAUCGGGUGGUACAACAAUUGCCCAAAUAACAAAAAGAACAUUAGAAAAAAUAAUUACGGAUAAUUAUGGUAAGAACUUUAAUUGGGCAGGAAGAGCACCCAAAAAGGCUUUCAAGGUUUUAAAAAUAAAAGAUUUGACCAUAGCUAUUGUAAAAAGCGUCGAACCAAACGCUGCAGUGAACAAAAUUGAAGAUUCUAUAAAAGAUUGGCUGAAGAUGUCAUCUGUUCGUAUUGCCUUAGCCGAUACUAGGACGUUAAAAAAAAAUUUGUCAGCAACAACAAAUGAUUAAAAUAAAAUAGAUGACCUAAAUUCUCAUUUUGCUCCAUUCGCAGACAUUCAAGCUAAAUUAAAGAUAUUUCUAAAUGCAAUUAACGUAAUUAUCUCAUGUCUAACUGUUUUUAUGAUUUUGUCGAGAUGUUGUAAACCGACACGCACGAGUGCAUCUUGUAUCAAAUAACAAGGUUUAAAGGAUUUGCAGAAAUAAAACUCCAAAAAUCCGUUUUAGUUUUAAUACUUUAAAACUUGAAUUUAAAACCUAUAAAUAUUAUUUCAUUGCAGAUUUAAUCGCCAUUUCAACAUUGUUAUUUGUUCGAAAAAUUGUAUCGCUUCCUUGUAAUGCGUCAUA